Daldinia childiae is the source of this 2733-nucleotide messenger RNA. RefSeq names its product extracellular glycosyl hydrolase family 78 protein. Bases 1 to 2733 code for a protein of 910 amino acids. The record is from RefSeq and is a predicted model, not a curated record. NCBI's taxonomy places the organism in Eukaryota, Fungi, Ascomycota, Sordariomycetes, Xylariales, Hypoxylaceae. The transcript has 7 exons. Gene Ontology annotation, biological process: carbohydrate metabolic process.
AUGGCCGUGUCAAUCUCUCAAGUGUCCUUUGAGCAUCACAGAGUAGCCUUAGGCAUUGGAGAGGCUUCUCCUCGAAUAUCAUGGCGCUUCAACGGUCUUGCUACUGACUGGAAGCAAGGCGGAUAUAGCAUUGAAUUAUCACGACAUAAGCAGAAUCAAACUGGGUUAUCCCAAACUGAGAUAUUUCAUCACAAUUCCUCAGAUUCUGUUCUUGUGCCUUGGCCCACCGUCUCGUUAGCAUCAUCAGAGUCUGCCACGGUUCGAGUAAGAGCAUAUGGCGAAGGAGACAAGCCCGAUACUCCAUGGUCCGAACAUGUCAACGUCGAGACCGGAAUUCUGAAUCAGGACGAUUGGUUAGGGGCUCAGAUGAUAAGCGCAGACAAGGAAACAGAGAAAGAUGCCCCCCACCAGCCGCUACUCUUUCGUAAAGAGUUCUCAGUAAAUAGUACAGGUGUGGAGAAAGCGAGAUUGUACAUUACCGCUUAUGGCUUAUACGAAGCACAAAUCAACGGGAAAAGGGUCGGUACUACCGUACUCGCACCCGGAUGGCAGUCUUAUAAACAUCGCCUAGUCUACGAUACUUAUGAUGUGACAGCCCUACUGCUCGCCGGGGAUAACGUCUUCGGAAUAACAGUUGGUGAGGGUUGGUAUGCUGGCCGCCUCGGAUACGGAUCAGGCAGCCGCAAUCUUUGGGGCGAUACGCUAGGUGCUAUGGCCCUAUUAGUUAUUACAUCCAAUGGAAAAACGCAAAGUAUCAGAACAGAUAAAUCUUGGACGGCAAGUACAGGUCCGAUCGUGACCUCUGAAAUAUACAACGGAGAAGCAUACGACUCGAGGCUAGAGCAGAGUGGGUGGUCAGCCCCUGGGUUUAUUGUCCCGGACACGGCAGAGUGGAUUGCAGCGAAAGAGCUUGAGGUACCCUACGGAAUAUUAGCUGCCCCUGACGGACCCCCUAUCCAACGUAUAGAAGAGAUCAAGCUGCAGGAGAUAUUAACAUCUCCCACCGGAAAGACUAUCAUUGAUUUCGGACAGAACUUCGCUGGAUGGCUCAGGCUUACUGUUAAAGGUAAAAGAGGAGAUACUAUCAAGUUACUACAUGCCGAAGUUCUGGAGGGCGGAGAAGUAGCGACUCGACCACUUAGAAAUGCUACUCAGACAGAUUACCUUACGCUCUCCGGUCAGCUUCAAGUUUGGGAGCCAAGUUUUACUUACCACGGAUUCAGAUACGUCAUGGUCGACGGAUGGCCCGAAGAUGAUACCCCGCUAAACAACGACUCGGUGAGGGCGAUAGUAAUACAUUCGGACAUGGAGGAGACAGGUUAUUUCGAAUGUGAAGACCAACUCCUAAAUAAGCUACACAAAAACGUGAGAUGGUCUAUGAAAUCCAACUUCAUGAGUAUCCCAACCGACUGUCCCCAAAGAGAUGAGAGACUUGGAUGGACGGGAGAUAGCCUCGCGUUUGCUCCUACAGCUAACUUUCUCUACGAUACUUCUGGCUUUUGGCGAAGUUGGUUAAAGGAUCUUCAGUCGGAGCAGGUAAAAGGCGUCCCACCCUUAGUGGUUCCAGCAGUACCUGCAGCUGGGCCAGUAACGGCUACGGCCGUUUGGGGUGAUGCUCUGGUCGCUAAUCCUUUUAACGCGUACCAUGCCUCUGGAGAUCUUAAUGCUUUACGAGAGCAAUACACCGGCGCAAAAUCGUGGCUUGACGAUGGCAUCCCUAGAAAUGAAGCCGGCUUGUGGAGUCGUUCAAACUUUCAGCUAGGUGAUUGGUUGGAUCCUAAGUCUCCACCGGAUGACCCAGGCAGCGCCACUACGAGCUCUAUAUAUGUUGCUGAUGCAUAUCUCGUCUAUGUGACUGGAUUGGUUGCGGAGAUGGCCUCGGAACUUGGGCUUGAUGACGAUAAAACCCGCUUCGAGAAAUGGGCUAAAGAUCUCAAGACGGCUUUCAGAGAAGCCUGGAUAGAUUCCGAAGGUAUCGUCGCCAACGAGACACAAACAGGCCUCGCAUUACCGCUAUACUUUGAUUUAUUCCAAAACGAGUCUGAAGGAAAAGCGGCGGCUAGUCGAGAGAUAAGCCCUGUUCCCGACACAGACCCGGAUCUCGCUUUAGUCUCCCCAAACACGGAUCCUGACUCCCUUGAUCUGAGAUGUGGCCGUAACGCAUCCCUACCAUUCUCUCAGGUCAAAACGGCCACAGUCCAAGCCGGCGAUGUAAUUGGCUUUGGGGCAGGGGAGCCCAUGGGCGAUACCAAAGCAACUAUGUAUCACCCUGGGAUUGGUUCAGCAUGGUUGUCCAAGUCGCCGAUAGACGACCUGCAGAAGUACGCCGGCGAUGGCGAUUGGUUCAAGAUCUUGAGCGUGACCGGACGAACAGAGCAAUCGCUAGACUACUCACUCCCAGAGAACUCAAGAUAUUACGACCAAUAUAAGUCAGUAUGGGGGACUUUCAGACUAGACAGCUACAACUUCACGAUCCCCAAGACCACACCUCCUGGGAAGUAUCUCCUUCGAUUCGAACACUACUUCCCGAACAUAAUUGACACUCAGUUCUACGUGAACUGCGCCCACGUCGAGAUCGUCAAUCCAGAUACCGAAGUCGGCACUCCGGGGCCUUUGGUCGAUAUCCCAGGUGUCUAUACGCGCGGUCAGCCGGACGUUUACUUUAAUUAUUUCGAUUUACAGUUCAAUAUUUCUACUUUCACGGGACCGGAACCGUCGGUAUGGUCGGGGUGA